This is a messenger RNA of Tetrahymena thermophila SB210, 2704 nucleotides long. RefSeq names its product Serine/Threonine kinase domain protein. The record is from RefSeq and is a predicted model, not a curated record. NCBI's taxonomy places the organism in Eukaryota, Ciliophora, Oligohymenophorea, Hymenostomatida, Tetrahymenidae. Gene Ontology annotation, molecular function: ATP binding; calmodulin binding; calcium-dependent protein serine/threonine kinase activity. Gene Ontology annotation, biological process: peptidyl-serine phosphorylation; intracellular signal transduction; protein autophosphorylation. Gene Ontology annotation, cellular component: cytoplasm; nucleus. The transcript is spliced from 8 exons.
GUUAUACAGUUUUUUUUAAUUAAGAGUUUGAAAUAUAGUAUAAUUAAUACUUUUCAAGAAGAAUAAAAAAAAGCAUAUUAGAAGAAAAAAUAAUUAACAAAAGAACUUCACUGAAAGAAGUAUUAAAUAAUUAAAUUGAGUUUUUUUAUAGACAAAAAUAAAGGCAUAUUUCGUAGCAUAACAAAAUGAUAGAUUGUAAUAAUAAGCAAAUAGAGCUUGCGAUCUUAGAAGAUAAAAAAAUGAAAACAAGUGAUAUUAUCAAUCCAUAAGAAAUUCGUAAAGGCAGUAGCAACACUUUUAGCAGCAACAGUUCUAAUUUUAAAACAUCUAACUAGCAACCUUAGUAGCAAUCUUAAGAAGAUCAAAAUGCUAAUGGCAGUAAUCAUCUCAGCCAAACCUUGGAAUUUAAAAGACCUAGAAAUAAAUCAUUUGCAAAGGUUUUAAGCAAAAGACAAUAAAUUAGAGAAAAAUUUAAAAAUGAUUUUUUUAGUGGAAAAAAAAGCCCUUAGAAAAAUCCUACUGAGUAGUAAUAAAAUCACGUAGAAAUAUCCAUGUUUACAGAGAACACAGAUGUAGAACAAAGUUAGAGUAGAUAAAAAGCUCAGGAAAAUUGUGCUCCUGUUACUGAUGAUGCUCAAAAAGAAAAUGCAAAAGAAGAAAAAGUUUAAAGCUUCAAUGAAGAAGAUAUAAUCCAACCUAUUUUCUUAAGGGUAGCAAGCAAACAAGAUUCUGUAGAUAUUGAUAAAGACAAAUAAAAUAAUAUCUUUCAUUUAAAUAGAGGAGGAUGUAGAGAAAGUUUCGAAAACUACUACGAGCUUUAGGAUGUUUUAGGCGAGGGUUGCGUUGGAUUAGUCAGAAAAGCAAUAAAAAUAACUGACUAAUCUGAAUAUGCAGUUAAAAUAGUAAGAACUAGAGACGAAGAAACAAUUAUGAAUAUAAAAAAUGAAUUCCUGCAUCUCAGAGAACUGCAACAUAAAAAUAUUGUCAAAGUAUACGAAAUUUACAUUGAUAAGACUAAAGGAAAAAUAUACACUAUUAUGGAAUUGAUUAAAGGAAGGGAGAUGUUUGAGGUCAUAAAUCAAUUAGGUUCAUAUUCAGAGCAAAUUGCUAAGAAAAUUUUCAGAUAAAUUGUGUAAGCAAUAAGUUACAUGCAUAGUAAAUAUGUUUGUCACAGAGACUUAAAGCCUAACAAUAUUCUAUGUGACGAAACUGGUGAUAAUGUAAAAAUUACAGACUUCAACGUUUCGAAAUUUUGCGAUUCAUACAAAGAUUAUUCAAACAACAAUUUGCCUUUCCAAGGAAUCAAAAUGUGGACUUACACAGGAACAAUAGCUUUUUCUGCACCAGAAAUUUUCAAAGAAAACUGCUAUGAUGAAAAUAUUGACAUUUGGAGUGCUGGUGUUAUUUUGUACACGAUGCUUUGUGGUAAAGAACCUUUUUAAGCUGAAUUCGUUAAGGACUUGAUUAAUAAAAUAAUUGAAGGUGAAUAUAGCUUCCCAUCAGAUCCUUGGGAUAAAAUAUCAGAAGAAGCUAAAGAUUUGAUUAAAAAAUGCCUAACAAUCAAUCCUGAAGACCGUAUUAAGCCAGAUAUGAUGCUUCAACAUCCUUGGCUCCAAGACGACUAAAAGCAAAAGUUAGAACUUGAUAGAAACUAGCUAGUUGAAAAUAUUGACAGAUUAGUAAAGGGUAGAACAGGCUCUUUUGAAAAGAGUGAGGCUCGUAGGGUCAGAUCAAACACCCUUAACUUGGUUGCAUUAACUCAAUUCAGAUCAAGCAAUUUCAUGUUUUCAAAUUAGCUCUUCGACAAUCCUACAAACACAGAUCACACUGAAGACUCAGAUGAUCAAGAAGAAGACCACAGAAUCUAGAAGGAUUAACAUUCUCCAGCUAGAGCUGCUAGCUAUAAUAUUAAUUAGAAACCUAAUGACGGCGCCUGGUUUGAUAUAAAUCAACUAAAAUAAAAGCAAAAAUACGUUGAAUUCCCUAAGAUCGAAGAAGAUAACUUCAAAAAAAUAAAAUUCCUAAAUUAAAACGCUAGCAAUAACGAAUUUAAUAUUUUUCCAAAUAGAACUUCAAGCUAUAAUAUUAUAGAAGGGAAUGAUCCCUUUUUCAAUUAGUUUUAGUCACCUACAAAGCUUAAAGCACAAAACAAUUCAAAAGUAAGCAACUGAUAACUAACUAAAUAACUUAUUAAUUAAUUAAGUGAUUGUCUUCCUUUCUAAUGAUUCAACCUAUCAAUCUCUACUUUAAAACGAGAUCAAGUACAAAAAAAAAUAAGUCUUUCUAAUUUACAAAUAAAAACCAAACAUCCCUAAUUAAUUUAUUGAAAAUUUUUAAAUAAAAGACCCUUUUUAUAAAAUAUUAAAGACAUCUCAAAAAACUACUCAAUAAUAUAUUAAUAAACUACCAUUUUAAUUUCUAAAAUUUCUAAAGCAAAGCUGUUUGCUUCAACAAGCUAAUUAAUUACUCAUUAUUUGUAAUGAAUUAUUGCUUGCUCGGUAAAUUACCAAAUCUCAUAUCAUAAAAUCUUACAAACAAACAAAGAAAAAAUCAAUCAGAAUUGUAUUUAUUUAUUUUAAAAAAUAUAAUUAAAAUAAUAUAAAAAAACUAUUUCACUCUAUAAUUUUGUAAUAUAUUUGUAAAUAAGCUUAAAAUUUUACUCCAAUUCAUGUAUUUAUUUAUUGAUUUCAAUUUAACUUUUGCA